AUGUAUUAUUCUUCACAGUUGGAUGCGGAAGAUGAUGAUGAUGAUUAUGAUGAUGAUGACAACGAGGAGAAUUUUGCUGAGACAAGAUUUGAGGAAGAAGACGAAGCCUGUAAUUACUGGCAGUUUAAAGAUUACAAUUUUGCUGCUCAAAAAAGUAUCCGAAAUGGACAUAAAGAUCAUGAGCAUAGAGAUGAUGAUGAAGGAUCUGCAAAUCCUUGGCGAAAAACUGGCGGCCUUCGUCUAACUAGGAACGAGUACCAUCGAUUCUGUGAUGCUCAAUUAGAAUCUUACGAUUUGGCGACACAGUGUCCUUCCCGAAGGGCAUCCGCGAGAAGACACGCUGCAAAAUGUACUAUACCGUUAACAUUAUUCACGGGAACAACAUCCUUGCCACAAUCGAGACCGCAGAGUCGGCAGCAUGCCGGCCUUACGGAGGAUUUAACAUUGAGCCAAGGUCCAAGUCCCAACAUUAGCCUGAAUCCCAGCCCGAAUUAUAGUCCGCAACCACGAGCACCGAGGCAACCGCGACGGGCACACACAAUUACACAUGAGAGUAAGAGCGGCAAAGUUCCUGGUGAUGAGUGGGAAGACGAUAUUGAUAAGAAGACGACACUUGGAGAUAUGCUCUUGGACGAAAGGCUAUCAUUAACAUUGGAUGAGAUUGUGCAUAUUCGUAGUGUGCUUACAAAAGCUGAGUUAGAGUCCCUUCCUGUAGAAGGACGUGUAAAAGAGGACGUGGAGAAAAGACGCGUUUGUUUUCUUUGUCUGAAAACGCGUUUUGGUCUACUAGGCCCUUGGGGCCAACGUUGUCGCUUAUGCAAGAGGACCGUCUGUGUGAAAUGUUACUCAAAAAUGCGGAUACCAACGGAGCAAUUUGCCCGAGUGCCGGUUGUGUUACUCUCUCCCGGAUUGUUACUUUCGCCCACGGAAACAGAGAAUGGUGGCAGCAAGAAUUCUUGGCUGAGAAACACAGGAGCGGUUGGUUCGGCGCCGGCGUCUCCCGCGUCUAGACGAAAAGAUUCUGCGUUACGUAGCAGCACACCUGCCUCGACUCCGACAAUGACACCUAUUACUGCAUUAACACCCACGUCGACACCACCUUCUCACGCGCGUCGAGAGAUGGAAGUUCAAGGAUUAGAGAAGAGGUCAGGACAAUAACAUAUUCGCAUGAUAAUCAACAUAAAACGCUUUUGAGUUUGACAUAAGAAGUGCAAAAUGUAAUACUGAAAAUUUAUAGUUCACAUUACAUGUGCUAUAAAUUUUUAAUGCUAUCAGCAUGUUUCAAAACAUAUCAUCAAGCAAGCAUUUAACAUAGAGAAUAAAUUAUGUUACGAGGAUAGGUAA
Wasmannia auropunctata (little fire ant) is the source of this 1344-nucleotide messenger RNA. Its product is annotated as protein spire-like. Lineage: Eukaryota; Metazoa; Arthropoda; Insecta; Hymenoptera; Formicidae. Gene Ontology annotation, cellular component: cell cortex; cytoplasmic vesicle membrane. Bases 1 to 1158 code for a protein of 385 amino acids. Gene Ontology annotation, biological process: cleavage furrow formation; actin filament network formation; actin nucleation. The transcript has 4 exons. The record is from RefSeq and is a predicted model, not a curated record. Gene Ontology annotation, molecular function: actin binding.